CUAAAAUGCAGAUAAGUAUAUAAAGGGGUUGUGGUCUGUACUAAGAAGACUUUUACGGAGCCUUUGGACUACAUGGUGACAUUGCAGCGGGAGGAUCAUACGGAAUAAAGAUGGUGUCAAAGACGUGGCUGUGGCUCCUCUACACCUUCACCCUCCACGUCGUCUACAUCGUCGGGACUGAAAUGCCUAUAAAGGUUGUAUGUUAUAAGAAGCAGCUCAUCACCGAUCCACAAUGUGAUGCCACUCAUGAAAAGAUGUAUCCGAAAACGUUCACAAUCGGACGCCUUCAAAACCAUACGUGUUCCCUUAAUAUUCAUUCGCAAGGACAAGAUGAAUACAAACAAUGUUGUCACAUGAAGGAUGGAGACACAGGUGAGACGUAUCAUCUUCCAGCUGAAGCAUACAAGAUUUCUCCAUAUAACAACAUAUACAGGGAGUUUGUGACACAAUGCAUAGGACAAGCUAAGUGUCAGUUAGGCAAUCCUGGCGUUGUACACGACACGAAUCUACAAGACGGUGACUCAGCGGAUUACGUUGCUUUUGAAUAUGAGUGUGUAGAGGAGAACCAAAUUUUGCAUUUCACGGGGGAUUCCACUCUAAACGACUCACAGAUUUUCUUACUCCACGACCAAGCAGCUCAAUCAGUUAAAAACUCUUACUGUGUUGCUUACACAUGUCAGUCAAGUAUCACAGUUACCCUUGUUGGGAACACUGUGAGCACAUCUUCUUGCAACCUCGUCAUGUCUGAGGAAGGCCGCACUUCCAUCACUUUCAACUGUCAAGACAACACUACCAGCAACACAUUAUUUCAGAGCGAAAGCAACAAGAUAGGAAUCUCCCUGAACAUGACUGCAAACUUUGUGACAAGUGCUUCAGAAAUGUUGUGGAUUCGUGUGAAAGCUUCUAAUGGAGGACUUGUGACUGUGGCAUGUGGACUCAAAGUUCCAACAACCGUUACACAACAUUGUCCUAAGAUUACGACGACAACCCCUUCUGUCCCAUCCGUAAGGCCAACUAUCCCAGAUACAUCAGACAUGCCAACUGUCCCAGAUACACCAGACAUGCCAACUAUCAGCGCAAUACAAGUGAGAACCGAAACAGUGACAACGACCAAAUCAACAACAGUUGGGGCAACAGCGGGAACAGCGGCAGCAGCAGCAACGACAACACCGGCUGUUAUAUCAAUCGUCGGAACAUUUAUCGGAGGACUGGCUGCAGGGAUUUGUCUAUCCGCUCUUACCUUUGUCAUACACAAGAAGUGCAAAACAAAGAACAGAGUUGGUGAUCAGCGUGCCGAAGAUAUAAACGUGGACGUGGCCGUUAAUACCUUGCCGAAUACACUUGGUCAUCCACCUGCCUGGGCUGGUUCUGUCGAAGGAGCAAGUGUGCCUCAUUAUUCUCAGCUGGAUAGCAAGAUGCCCCUGCCCGCGCCAUUCGGUGCUGCGUCACAUCAAACUCCGCAUUCAGCUAACUCAUUACCUCCUAUCAGACACAUAUAAAGUAUUGCCAUAUAAGUAUAUAUGUGUUGCCGUUAGCAUUGUUAGGGCGGAUUUAUUCUAACAGCUACAACGGGAUAGAAUAGGUCCGGGCGGUUUCAUUCUCACGAAUGUUCGUUUUUUUCCCGUGUGAAAUAAUGAAAUUUUCCUGAAACGUUGCUUUGUCUGAAAAAUCAUGAUAAGAGGAUCUUUUGGUAUGCCAGGAUAAGAUUUGUGAUGUGACAAAUAACUCGGUAUAAGUAUCGGUAUAAGGUUCCCCCACUGGCGCUUACCAUUGUAAAGAAAGGGGUAGCGGGUGAUCCACGACAAGUAGUACGAUGGAUAUGUGCUUGUCCUGUCUCGACUAACACUGAGUUCUAGUGGCGAGCUCAAUAGCACAUAUUGGUACGUGGAUAUGUCAGGUACCAGAUCUACAGCAAAUUAGAUCAAAACAAUGUAGAAGUAUCGUGACAAUGACACUUCUCUUCGUAUUCUGAUGCAGUUUCUGUAUCUGGCAAACAGUGCACUUGUCGAAAUCGCCAAGUUUGGAUUUGAUC
This is a messenger RNA of Haliotis rufescens (red abalone), 2032 nucleotides long. RefSeq lists its product as uncharacterized. Bases 111 to 1499 code for a protein of 462 amino acids. The transcript has 8 exons. Lineage: Eukaryota; Metazoa; Mollusca; Gastropoda; Lepetellida; Haliotidae. The record is from RefSeq and is a predicted model, not a curated record.